Messenger RNA from Doryrhamphus excisus (bluestripe pipefish), 1129 nucleotides. The record is from RefSeq and is a predicted model, not a curated record. Lineage: Eukaryota; Metazoa; Chordata; Actinopteri; Syngnathiformes; Syngnathidae.
UAGUGUAAACAUAAAAUAGUGUACCAUACCGAUACAGGGUGGAAACAGGGCAAGUUCCAAUUAAAAAAAAAAACAAACAUAUAUUAUCCAUUGUGUUGCAUCACAUUACCUAAACCGUCCUACGAUGACUUUGCUUGAGUAAUGUAUUUCCUCUGCUUAUUGUCACAGGCCGUGCUAAUCAUCAUGUCCUAUUGACCAUUCUGUUACAGCCGGUUGAUGGAGAUGGAUGAGUGGUCGUUGACUGGAUGAAGGGAUGCAUACGUGAUCUGACAGAGGACGUCUCAGAGGAGCUGAAGAUGUGCAUGAUUCUGCUGCUGGAUUUCCUAUGUACGUACAUCCCAAAGGUCCUGUGCAUGACACCGUGUAUGACUUCUGGAGGAUGGUGUGGCAGGAACAGUCGGCCUGUAUUGUCAUGGUAACCAAUCUGGUGGAGGUUGGAAGGGUCAAGUGCUACAAAUACUGGCCGGAUGACGCUGAGGUGUACGGCGACUUCAAGGUGACUUUUAUCGAGGUGGAACCGCUUGCUGAAUAUGUGGUCCACACGUUCACGUUGGAGAGGAGUGUCGUGGGGGGUGCUGGAGCCUACUGUGGUCCACUGUAGGUAUGAAUAGUCUCACCGUAAAGACGGAUAAAGACCGACCGCACGGGCUGCUUCAUAGUCAUCGACAUCAUGCUGGACAUGGCCGAGCGAGAGGGCGUGGUCGACAUCUACAACUGCGUCAAGGCACUUCGGUCCAGGAGGAUCAACAUGGUACAGACUGAGGUGACUGCAUUACCCAUCAUCCAUCUGCAUCAACAUGGCUAGGGUAGACACGGAAACAACUCACUGGACUUUGGACUUGGACUGGGUACCAGCUGAAGGGACGACAUCCAUCCAUCCAUCCACCCAUCCACGAUAUCUGUAUCUGUUUGUGUUGCCACAUGCUAGCGAUAAAACGGCACCGUAUAUUCCUGACUAUGAAUUGCUCGGGAUAAAAGUCGCACCGGCUAAAAAAUGCACAAAGAAAAAAAGCCUAUCCCAGCUGUCUUCGGGCGAGAGGCGGGGUACACCCUGGACUGGUGGCCAGCCAAUCAUAGGGCACAUAUAGACAAACAACCAUUCACACUCACAUUUAUACCUAUGGACAAU